UUCAAAAUGGUCAGAGGGAGAACGGUUGAGAACAGUUUAAAAACAUCUGCAUUUGAAUUAUAAAUAAUGUAUUAUAUUCGUAAGACUCGAAACUACAACAGGUUUCUGAAGUAUUAUAUUUGAUAAAGCAAGAAAAGUUCUUCUGUAAACAAGGGACUAGUUGAAACCUUGCCAAAUGGAGUGAUCUUCCUCACUUUAUUUUUGGGAAGACCGUGUUCUCUAGUCAGACAUCUUAGUUACUGAUUUUCAAAUUAGAUUUGAAUACAUUUUCCAAUUGCUCAAAAUGAAUGCUACAUUUUAAGUCUUAAAAUAACAUUGCAAAAAUUCUGUACUGUAUUUGUGGGGAAAUGGAACCAGAAAGACAUGGAAAUGAGAGCAAACCAAGUCUUGCUACCAAUAGUGCACCCUACAGGGCAACAAAGCUGUGGAACCAAAUUAUUAGUGAUUUUCGUUGUGGCAUGCCUUUGAAACGUCAUCGUCACUAUAUGCGAAUUUAUGAAAACUGUUUUACUGCUUCAGAAGCUGUAGACUGGCUUCUUGUCUAUUUGAGACAUAGUCCAAACUUUGGCCCUGGUGUUACAAGGCAACAGACAAUUCAGCUGCUUCAGAAGUUUCUAAAAACUUGUGUUAUUGAAGAUGUCAGAGGUUCUAAAGUCAGUCAAAAAGAUGAUUUCCAAGAUAAUGGGAAACUAUAUCACUUUGUCUAUCACUCACCUUCAAGAAAGCAUUCUUACAGAUUGUUUCAUAGAACUCCUCUGUCUACAAGAAACUGCAAUGAACAACAUGAAAAAGAAACAUUCAAAAUGGCAACAUAUAUUCCAAACUUUUGGCAUUCACCUCAAAGAGAAAAUUAUGAAAACUUCAGUAUUGUCUCAAAUAUGGCAAAGAAACAGAAAUCAGCAAGCUGUGAACAGGAAAAGGACAAGAACCAGUUGCCAGAAUGCUGUUUUGUUGCUAGGUCAUUAUCAAUGCAAGAAAUUGAAAGAGUGUGGGCAACAUUAACUCUAGAAAGGUUGCAGGAUUUAAUACCAGAACAUGAUUUAGAUGAUUUUCUAAAUGUUCAAGAAAUUAGUGGAAGAGUUAUCAUGCAUAACAUGUGUCGAAUAAGUCGUAAUGGAGUUGUUGUCUUAACAGAUAAAACAGAUGACCUGCCUUACUGGGUAAUGUCAGCAAUGAAGUGUUUAGCAAAUUGGCCACAUGCAUCUGGGAGCAGUAGUUGUCUUCCUAAUUACCCUGGUUUUGAGCUGGAUGUGUUUAGAGUCGUUAGAGAUUACUUCAAUAACUUAGGAGUGCCUCUUAUUCCAUUCACUUUAUAUGACAUUUUUGUUGUGAUCUUCAAAGAGUCUGAAUUUCUUCAUGAACAGAAACAAGAGUCUGCCAUAGUACCACUAGGAGGUGGAAACUUUCAGCCUGGUGGAUUGUCCUCAUUUAGCUCUAUUGAAAACUUGUUGCAUCACUUGACAUUAAAUCAGCUGGAAUCCAAUUAUGGAAAUGAACAGAAAACCUCUACUCCCAUUACUCAAACAAAUACUUUAAAUAUGGUAGGAUACCAGAAUGCAAGUCAAGUAGUCUACAAAAAUGCAGAUAAUGCUAAACCUUGUGGAAAUUUUGCAGGGAGUGGGCAGCCUGAAAAUAACUUAUCAUCACAAGUAUAUUUUGAAACUGCUUUUAGCACAGCGACUCCAGUUACUCGAGUGGUUUCUCACAAGGCCUUAACUCAGCAAUAUGGCUCACAGUCAAGCAUUCACACUAUGGGAAGUCAGUCCACCAAUCACCCAGAUACUCAAAGUACAAUUAGUGCUUGCAGUUACAUACCAGAAAGUAUAAGCAGUGGUCCCAAGAGAGAAUGGUCUUCUCCUAUAUGGCAAACAAAACCAUUUCUAACACAUUCUGCUUUUGAACUAAAUAAAUUUGAUAAUGAGCAAAUUGGGCCUUCCAGAGAGCCUAUUCUGAGUGAAUUACAAGGAACGUCAAGGUGUCACUCAGCUGAUGAUUUAGACCACUUUCCUCAAGAAGGUGAAAAGAAAAAAAGCUACGGCUUUGCUUGUGGACUGGUGACUUUACCCCGUCAGCCAAGUUUAAGAACUGGUGAAGCCUCCUAUAUCAGAGGAUUUGGCAGCAUGAGACAUUUGAAGCGUGAAUAUGGGCAAAGGAAGAAUCAAGAGUUAAAUAAACGCGAGUUAAGCUAUAGUAGAAUGGAUAAGCCCCUUUGUGGUUCAGUGGGAUAUCAUUCUCCAAACCCAACUCCACCAAAUGAUGAAACAAAUGAUAAUUUUUCUAAUGCACAUUCAAGUUGUUGCUCAUAUUGUACAGCUAGGUCAUAUACCUUAGAAGAAAUCAGCUUGAAAAAUUCUGACAUCUGUCAACCUACACAAGAAGUAUUAAGUUACUCUUCCUGGACUGAUAAACAUAUUAAUAACAGUGUAGAUAGAUUUACAACAGGAGGUAGUACUUUCUCAUCAAGUUCAUCCAAAAGUAAUAUUGAUUCACAAAUAAUUCAAGACUCUGGCUAUUUAAGAAGAAAUAAAGAUGGAUGGAUGCAAAGAUGCAAGUUUGAAUCUAGUAAUGAGAAAGCAUUUAAUGAAGAGUUUAACUUGCCAGUAAAUGAUUCAGCAUGCAGUGUCCCAAGUUCUUGUAAUUCUAGAAAUCUGAAGGAGGGAAUAGAAAGACAGGAUAAGAAUAGAGAAUUUGGCACUUUGGUUUUACAAAAUAACAGGAACUCUAGUCUAGCAGACACAAACAAGAAAUCCUAUGAGAUGAUAAUCCAGCCUCAUUGGUGUCAGUCAAGCAUUAGAAAAAUUAAUCCAAUAGAUGUUUCUGGUAUCAAUGUACAGAAUUGUAAAAGGUUAAAUGCUAAGGCUUCUGAAAUGGAAAAUCACGGUGUUUGCAGAAAUAGUCAGGAUCAAGAAAUUGAACCAUUUGGUAAUAAGAAAUGUUAUCAAUCUUUGCGUUUUCCUCAUCGCCCUGAUGCACCAGGUUCUUCUGUUACCUCCAUUAAUUUUUCUGUUGUGAGUCCUUCAGCAGUACAGGAGUUAACAAACACAUACCAGUUGUUAACUCUACUCUUUCCAUCGUCCAGCCGUAGACAUCUGCAUCUUUUACUUCGGAUGAUCAAUAAAGUUGUUAGGAAUGACAAGUUAAAACUCCAUCCUGACUUAUCAACAAGAAGUUUAAUGCUGAAAACAUUUGUAAGGUCCAUCCUGUGCUCAGAAAAAGAAGCAGAUUAUGAUGAACUUCUUGCUCUUCAUCUUGUAGCAUUUCUAAUGGAUAACUGUGAGAAUAUCUUUCAACCAUCAUCAGAUCUACGUGAAGCAGUUGAAAAUCGUUUGACUGUUGUACGUCAAGGGCGGAUCAAAUACACAGUUGAAGACCCAUCUUCCCUUACUUAUUGUGAACAGGUUUCAGUACAGCAGUUUGAAGAGCAAAAGGUUUCUGUUCUAAAGCAAGCUUUGACCAGCCUUUUGGAAAAAAUUGUUAAUGACAGUACUUUAUCAGAGAAGGAAAAAAAGAAGAAACUUAAACAGUUCAAAGAAAACCACCCUGAUGUCUAUGCUACCAAGUUUCCCAAUGAAGAAAGAAAAGUUAGGAAGAAAGCUCCAUUACUAAAAAGAAUAAUGAGUAUGAGAGUUUAAGUAACAGGUUGACUGUAUGUAUGUUUAAUUUAUAGAGUGCAUAAUUUCAGUUUAUAAACUUUUGUAGUAUUUGAUUUUAUGUCCAAUAUGUAAUUUUCAAUUGUGCAUGCUGAAAUAGGUUUUUAUAUAUAUAUCUAUAUCUAUAUAAUAUAUAUAAUAUUUACAGAAAAACAAAAACAAUUGUAUAUAAUAUCAAACAAUGUUGGUCCCUAACCAAGUGUGAGAAUUUAGCCUCAUUGUUUUCAAACACUUCCUGAAAGCUGAGUUGUGUUUAGAGAAUGAAGAUUAUUAAGAAUUUCUUAAAAUCGAUUUUUCAUAAAUACCGAGUCCACACAAAUCUUAUUUCACAUGUAACUCAUCAUAUAAAUUUCUUCCAUUUGUAUAAAAAAAUACUAGGGUGUGAAGUUACAAAAAACUGGAAACGUACAUAAACUUGUAUAUUAACAUUCAAACCAAUGAGUAAGACAUCAAUGAAAAACAUUAUUUCAUAUUUUAUCAGCCAUUGAAAAGUCUGCUAUGUCAUGCAUGUGCUUAUUUGUCAUAAGUUUUUAACAGGUUUUAUACAGUUUUCUAACAAAUUAUAUUUGCUUUCCCACAUAUGAGGUUCUUCAGUUCAUUGUAUCUUUUCACACUUAAAUAUGAGUCUUAAAAAGAAGAGAGGGUUGAUAUAAUUCAUUCUGUUAGCAAACAAUUAGAAAUAAAACUAUUCUAGAAGAAUCAUUUGAAAAUAUUCAUUGUUUCUGUACAUUCUACUGACUUGUGUUAAAAGUAACAUAAGUUGUUUGCUGCAAAGUAAACCUUGUUGGAUUGAAUUUUCACUUCAUAGCUCUAAUGGCAAUGAGCUGCAUCUAAUAUUAGUUUUAAAAUUAUUUCAAAUAAGAAUUAAGAUUCAUGGCGAUAAGCUUCUUGAUAAACAUAUUUUGAAAAUAAAAUUGUAUAUCUUUAGUAAAUCAAGUUUUAAGAAUGGAUGUGAAGAUUGUGUGUUUUUGUAACUUGUUUUUUACCUAAUUGUGUUGCACCUCUAAAUGUUGAAAUUUGUAAUAUUAAGUGAGGAAGGUAAAUCUCUAAUGUUAUGUUCACAUUAUGAUAACUGUGUAUCUUUUACUUUAUACAGGAAAAACUAAAAACAAAUAUUUAUUAUCCUGAUAAAUUCUUAAUCUCUGAAUUCUUGAGGUCUAGGAGACAAGUAGAAUUUAUGUGAUGAAGCGAAUUCAAGAAUUACAUACAUGUGUGAUAAACAAUGGUUAAAUUUGCUUUAAAACAUUGAACUUACUUUUUAAAUUCUUUUAGUAUAAUGUAAGUCAUAUUUCUUAUACUAUUCUGGAAUUUUAAUGCUAUACAAACUAUAGCCUAAUGAGAAAACAGAUCUUUUUGGAAUUUUAGAAAUUGACUUUUGUUAAGUGUGUAGAUAACUUUAGUUGGUGUUAACAUGGUGCAUAAUGGUAAUAUAUUACUAUCUUUCUUUUUAUAUAUUUUAGUCUAGUUCAAAUUAACUGAAUUUUCAUCUUAGAUUAAACCAUUCAUCAGUUGAAGAAAUUUACAGGACAGUAUAACUUUUGGUUUGAAUUAAAUUGUAAUUAACUUGUGUAUAUUGUAGCCAUAUAAGUUAUGGAAUUUUACCAUUUACUUGAGUGUUGUGGCAGAUGCAAGGCUCUGAAUAAACUGAGAAGUGAUAAAGUGGAGGGGUAUUCCUUACUAGCAUUCUGUCAAUACAAAUAGGACGAUAAAACAACAAUGUUUGAAACAAGUAUAUUUAAACUGUUGUAUGGUAGCCAUAUUAAGACAAUUGGAUACUGUCAGUAUGUUCAGUAUUGGGAAUUUAAUUUUUCCAGAAGCAUGGUUAUUAAUGACACAAUAUAAUGAAAAUGGCUUUUUUGUUAGUGUUAAAAGACUUGCAAUAUUUGUGUUUUUAAUUGUGGCUAUUUCUUGAAGGCAAAUAUUUUUAUAAUAAAAUCAGUGCCCAAUAUUAUAAAAACAAUGGAUUUAAAUUUGCUAUUUUUUGUAUGGCCCACAAAUUUUAGAUUCUAAAAGCUCAAAGGAACUGAUAUUAAAACAAUAUUUUAUUUCAUUUAUUUGACCAAGGAAAGUUUUGGAUGGCUAUAACUUAAGAAGUUCCUUUACAUUUUCCAUUUUGUUUGAGAAAGGUUUUAGGUCAUUGAUGAGAAUAGCUUCCUUUAUCCUUAACUUCUGCUCACUACAAGCUGAAGUGAUAAUUCAGAAGCUAGUAGGAGAAAUUGGAAGACAUUGUCUGUUAAGAACUUUUUCAACAUUAAAGAUAGGAUAAAAAAAAAUGAAAUUCUUAUUGGUUAUCUGUAAUAACAGUUGUCACACAUGUAAUACUGGUAGUGUAAAACAUCAGUUACAAAGAUGCUUCAUUAAACAAUGUCAAAACUAUGUUUUCAACAAAUCCAGCAUACACAUCCUCGUACCAGCUUUUAGUGAGCUGAAGUUGUGUAGAAAAGUGUUAUCCUAAAAACAGAAAAUGCAAAAAAAAAACUUUUUUCUUAAGUUUUGCUUUCAAAUUUUCAUACAGAGCUAAAGAUAAGACUGUUUUAACAUUAUCUUGGCAAGCUUAAGGUUACUGUUUUAACAUUAUCUUGACAUGCCUAAGGUUAGUUUUAAUAUUAUCUUGGCAAACUUAAGGUUACUGUUUUUUGUUGUUGUUUUUUGGAAAUGUGAAAAAGAACUUUUUUUAUAGUUUUGUUUCAGUUAAAACCUCUAAAUGUAAGUAACUACUAUAUUUAUUUUAUAUAUUUCAUAGAUUAUAAUUGUUAACCAUUACAGCACAUAACUGUGCAUUUAGCACAAAAAGUUAAUGUGAAUUUGUGGAUUUUUGCAGCUUGUUGUUUUGUCUUGGCUAUUUAUGUAUAUGCUAAAACAAUGUUAGUUUGACCAAUACAUUAUACAUUUAUUCAGUGUUUUUAACUUGAUUCAUCCUAUGUUUGAUGUGGCAGCUAAGAUGUAAAGGUCAAAGGCCUUUAGAUGUGUUUCUUCUGAAUAAUGAUCUUUAUAAUUGUUUAUAUAAUCUCAUUUUUAUUAUUGGUGUCCCAGAAAUCAAAUAAUGUACAGAAAUUAGGUUUUUGUUGUAGUAUUGUUAAUUUUUCACCCUUGUAUCAGUAAGAAUAAGAUGUCAUAUAUAUCAUUCUACUGAAUAACUUGUGCAAAAAUGUAACCAAAAAAUUUUAGAUUUUUCCUAAAUAAAUGAGUUUGAUAUUUUUUAAAUAAGAUUGUCUCAUUAAACAACAUCAAAAGAGAAUUCACAUUUAACAGUGUAUUCAUAUUGUAUUUGUUGGGUUUUUUUCAUGUGUUUCUAUGCACUAUUUUAUAAAUUGGAAUAAAAAAUAAUUCCAAAAAAUAAUAUUUUUGAAGUUUGAAUUAUUCUAAGAACUUACCAACUUUUAGUUUAAGUUCCAAGGUCACAGUACUUUUUUUUAAAAGUGAUUAUUGAAUUGUGGAUAAUUUAUUCUACAAAAGUUGUGUUAAUUUAGUCACAAAUCUAGCAUCUAUGUAGUAAUCAAAAUUUCUGUGAAGUGUAACGGUCAAUUACAAAUGAAGCAAAACAUUGAAAGGUCCUUUUAUUAUUAUCUAUUCUUUUGGUAAACAUUGUCAGAAUAAUGUUAGUAAGAUCUAAUAUAACGAUUUUCUUGUAACUUCGUCUGUAGAAACCAGUGAUGUGUCAAUAUUUCACAGAAACAGAUGUGUUUGUAACAACCAAUUGAUGUAUUAAAAUUUUUA
This is a messenger RNA of Limulus polyphemus (Atlantic horseshoe crab), 7367 nucleotides long. RefSeq names its product DEP domain-containing protein 1A-like. The coding region runs from base 348 to 3632 and encodes 1094 amino acids. Lineage: Eukaryota; Metazoa; Arthropoda; Merostomata; Xiphosura; Limulidae. The transcript is spliced from 14 exons. The record is from RefSeq and is a predicted model, not a curated record. Gene Ontology annotation, biological process: intracellular signal transduction.